AUGAUGAACAACUACGGAAGAAAACGAACUGUUUUGAUGUUCCCAUGGUUAGGCCAUGGCCACAUUUCUCCUUUUCUAGAACUAGCCAAAAAACUAAGCAACACAAACCUCUUCAACAUCUACCUUUGUUCGACCCCUGCUAACCUUAAAUCUGUCAAGAAAACCUUGAAGAACGAGUGUGAUUCCCCCUCGAUUCGUCUCAUCGAACUCCACCUUCCCACGUUACCGGAUCUCCCACCACACCUUCACACCACCAAUGGCCUCCCUCUCCAUCUUAUGCCUACCCUCAAGCAAGCUUUCGACAUGUCAAGCCCUCGCUUUUCAAGAAUCUUGAAAACCCUAAGUCCCGAUUUGCUCAUUUACGACAUGAUUCAAUCGUGGGCUCCUGUUUCGGCUGCUGCCCUUGGAAUCCCUUCGGUGGUUUUCGUCACCACAAGUGCCACCAUGGCUGCCACUAUGUUUCACCUUUACUUGAACUACUCUAAAGGCAUUGCUUUUCCAUUUAGGACCAUCUACUUUCGUACCUACGAAUACAAGCACGUGCAUGAGAUUCUUGAGAGCUCGGCGAAUAACCGGAAGGAUAAAGAUCGUGUUAUGGAAUGUGUUGGGAAUUCAUCAAGCAUUGUUCUUGUUAAGUCUUUUAAAGAGAUUGAAAGUAAGUAUGCUGAUUAUCUUUCUACGUUAACCGGUAAAAAGAUUGUACCAGUGGGUCCUCUUGUUGUGGACCCAUGUCAUGCAGACUCGAAACAAGACAGUGUGAUACAGUGGCUUGACACAAAAGACACUGGAUCCACUGUCUUUGUUUCUUUUGGGAGCGAGUAUUUUCUUUCUAGCGCGGAUUUGGAAGAAAUAGCAUACGGGUUGGAAAUGAGCAAUGUGAAUUUCAUUUGGGUUCUAAGGUUUCCAAAAUGUGAAACAAAAGUUCAACUUUCACAACAUUUGCCAUUAGGGUUUCUUGAAAGGGUAAAAGAUAGGGGUUUAUUGGUUGAAGGGUGGGCUCCACAAACAAAAAUAUUAGGGCACAAAAACAUAGGUGGUUUUGUGAGUCAUUGUGGUUGGAAUUCUGUUAUGGAAGCAAUGAAGUUUGGUGUUCCAAUAAUUGCAAUGCCAAUGCAACUUGACCAACCUGUCAAUGCUCGUUUGGCGGUUGAGGUUGGGGUCGGUGUGGAGGUGGUUAGAGACGGAAAUGGACGUCUCAUGCGUGAGAAGGUGGCCGCGGUUGUGCAACGUGUGGUGGUGAGUGAGUUAGGGGCAUGUGUUAGAGAAAAAGCCAAGAAAAUGAGUGUUGGUUUGAGAGAGAAAGGGGAGGAGGAGAUAGACGUGGUGGUGGACGAGUUGUUGAAACUGUGUCAGAAUAACAUGAGAGAAUGCGUCUACAUAAAUGUUAUAUUAUCAUAUAUAUCGUCUUGUGAAUUAUUCAUAACCAUCUAA
Molecule: messenger RNA, 1431 nt
Organism: Helianthus annuus (common sunflower)
Lineage: Eukaryota; Viridiplantae; Streptophyta; Magnoliopsida; Asterales; Asteraceae
Product: UDP-glucosyltransferase 29
Exons: 2
Coding region: 1-1431 (476 amino acids)
Molecular function (GO): UDP-glycosyltransferase activity
Source: RefSeq, a predicted model, not a curated record